UUUCAGGUAUCUCGUUCAAAAUUGAAAAGAUGCAACGCUCUCAACAAGGACGCAAUGGAAACCCUGAGAGAUGCUCAGGGAUUUUGGCUCACAAAAUGCCCAACAUGCACCAAACAACACGCAGGAUCGUGGAAAAAAUGGAAGAUGAUCUAAGACACGCAAGAGAUCCGGCUCACAAGAUUGGGAUAAUGGAAAUGUACAUCGUACAACUCUGCGAACAUGCGGAGUGUAUCAUUGGUGGAUUUGAUACUUUGAAUGAUCGGCUUCAUGACUUAAGAAUGAGAGCUGAGAUAGGUGAAGAUACGUCAAAGGAAACCGAGGACAAGUUGAGAGUGGAUCUCAGUAAGACGAUCGGUGUCUUGGAUUUUUUGACACGCGACCUUGAGAGUAAGGGCAAAUCCCUUGAAAUUUUGCAAAAGAAAGUGUCAGAUUUGACACAAAGGAACGAUACGGUAGGUUUUACUAGUUACUUUUCCUAUGAAAAAUACAGCUGCGUCUUCAACAAAAAAAUCGCGAAGCAAAAAGAGAAAGGAGAAAUGAAGAAACAAAUUCAAGAGUUGACGGAGAAAGUUGAGAAGAAGGGAGCUGGAAAUAUUGAGGACCAACUUCAAGCCAAGAUCAAGGACUUGGAAGACGUGCUUCGCCAAAUGACAUUGAACUUGACGAAAGAACAGGCAAAGUCGAAGGCAACCUGUGACAAAUUGCACAGAAGAUCCAAAACACUUGGUGAAUCCCGCGAGGAGGCCAGGAAGCUGAGUAUUGCCCUGAAUGAGGAAAAGGCCAAAUACCAGGAUCUAUUGAGAGAUUACCGACGUGUUAGACUGGAAGGCAUGGAACCUCGGCUAGAUGAAUGGUCAGGCGAACCCAUUCCGCACUUUGAACACCGGAACAACACCAACUCGGAUGCAAUCAGAACAACUGAAAAUGGGAUCAGAGAGGACCUUCUAUUCGAUUCUUUCGAUGAAGAUUUCGAUGAAGAGAGUGGUGAAAACGACGAAUAAAAUACAUUUUGGCAUUUUCCAUAAUACCUUAAAAUCUGAUGCAGCUACUUUUUAAAAAUCCAUUUUAAUGUUACUUCUGAAAUAAACAAAAAUUGCAACGAAUUUCCAUUCCAUUGGUAAAACCUAUUUAAAGUUUUGAAAAUUAUAAUUUUUACUAAUAAAUCCUAUAAUCCGGAA
Messenger RNA from Caenorhabditis elegans, 1178 nucleotides. It is a transcript of the gene T06G6.4, whose product is annotated as FAM184 domain-containing protein. The transcript has 10 exons. The record is from RefSeq and is marked reviewed. The coding region runs from base 30 to 1001 and encodes 323 amino acids. NCBI's taxonomy places the organism in Eukaryota, Metazoa, Nematoda, Chromadorea, Rhabditida, Rhabditidae.